AUGGCAGUAUAUAAUGGCCAUGUGUUGCUGACCGGGGCAAAUGGCUUCAUAGCGUCCCAAAUUCUGUCCAUCUUACUCGAUCGUGGAUUUGCCGUCACGGCCACCGUCCGAUCCAUUGAGAAAGCAGAUGCUAUCGUCAAAACCCAUCCUUCAUGGGAAGGAAAGGUGGAUUUUGUAGAGGUGGCUGACUUGGCAUCUGCAGCGUCAUUUGAUAGCAUUUUUGUCAAUGCAAAGGUCCCGUUCGAAUAUGUUAUCCAUACUGCAUGCCCAGUCGCAGUUGAUCCAGACAAUAUUCAAAAGGGCAUGAUUGAGCCUGCAGUGAUGGGCACAACGGCGAUUCUCGAAAGUGCUCAUCAUCAUGGCAAAGCCCUCAAGCGAUUCAUCCUGCUGAGCAGCGUGACAGCUGUAUUCAAUCCGUUUCAGGAUAUGACCCAGAAAGGACGGCCAUAUACAGAGAAAGAUUGGAACCCAGCUACCGCCCAAGAUGCCACCGAGGCAAAGGAUCCAAUGCUUGGAUACUAUGUGUCAAAAGCCCAAGGAGAAGCCGCUGCAUGGGAGUUCAUCCGGGCCAACUCUCCAUCGUUUGACCUUGUUGCCAUCAACCCGGAUCUCACAACGGGGCCAAUGCUUCAUCCCCUUUCCGGCGCGGAGUCCAUCAAUGGAUCGAAUUAUUUGCUCGUCGCUGCUUUCCUGAACGGUACUUAUUCGGACAUCGGGGCUACUAGAUUCCCCCUGUACCACUUUGUCGAUGUCCGUGACGUAGCCAGAAGCCACGUUGACGCCUUAACCAACCCUGCUGCAGGAGGUCAGCGGAUUCUUCUCACUAACAGCCUUGUCACGCCGCAGCUGGUUGCGAAUAUAACCCGGAAGAACUUCCCUGAUCUGAGGGAUCGAGUGGCGGAAGGAAACCCUACUCAGAUCCUACCAGAUGGCGUCCAUCCGACAAGGUGGGACGCGCGUGCGAGUCUGGACAUUCUGGCCAAAGGGACAAAAGAGAAGGAAUGGAGAUAUAUUGAUUUGGAGGCAAGUGUUGUCGAUACAGUCAGGUCGAUGACUGAGAACAACCUCAUCUAA
Messenger RNA from Aspergillus wentii DTO 134E9, 1074 nucleotides. RefSeq lists its product as uncharacterized. Lineage: Eukaryota; Fungi; Ascomycota; Eurotiomycetes; Eurotiales; Aspergillaceae. Gene Ontology annotation, molecular function: oxidoreductase activity, acting on the CH-OH group of donors, NAD or NADP as acceptor. The transcript is spliced from 5 exons. Bases 1 to 1074 code for a protein of 357 amino acids. The record is from RefSeq and is a predicted model, not a curated record.